AUACAUAUACAUAUAUAUGAUGUUAGCAAAUUUAUAAAGCAGCUGAUGCACACGGUAUAUUCAAUUUUGAAUUUCAAGCAAAGUUUUAUUAUAGAUUUUUUGAGAUAGGUCAUACAUAUUUCUUAAUUUGAAAAAUAAUGGAGGAAGGAAAUAAUAAUUUUUAUUAACAGUUGUGAGCAAUAAUUUUGGAUAUGUGUAAUGAGUUCUCCAAUUGUCCUGGUUUCGCUUUGCGUUAUUCGCAUUGAGAUUGUUAAUCCAAAUCAGGAAGAAACAAUUAGUACAAUGGCUGCUAGAAAAAUGAGGGGACGUAGAGAAGCAAGAGAUAUUACUUUAGAAAACUACUCGUGUACUACUGAAAGGCCAUCUCCUUUUUUAACUUCUCAAGGAUCUAGUAAACCACAUUUAUUACCAAGAGCAAACUCUGAAGAAACUUCGUUUACAACAUGUACUUCUGUAUCAACUUCUGAAGGUGCAGAAAUAAUUGGAGCUACAGCUUGUUCACAAUCCGAUCAAAUAAAUUUUAUUUCUGGAAAUCCAUUUGUGGAAGUUACUAAAGGAAUAUUACAUCUUUUUAAAGAAGAUGAAUUAACUGAAAUGCAUAGUGCAGCGGAUCGCAGUCAUACCAUAUGUAUGCUGUCAGUUCCAGCAACAAUGACUUGCCAUGAUCUUUUGACAUUCACAGCAGCUUGUCAUCAAGAUAUUCAGCAUGUCAGAAUUUUACGGGAUGGUAAUCCAAAUCAAUACAUGGCUUUAAUUACAUUUCGUUCUUCGAGUGCAGCUAGUGAAUUUUAUGAAACUUUCAAUGGUGCCCCUUAUAAUUCUUUGGAACCUGAUGUGGUAUGUCAUCUGGUGUUUGUGUCAAAAGUUGAAGUAGGAGAUAAUGGUAUGCCCUUAACAGGUCAUACAGAAUUGCCUUCAUGCUCUGUUUGUUUAGAAAGAAUGGAUGAAAGUGUGGAUGGUAUAUUAACCAUAUUAUGUAAUCAUACAUUUCAUUCAAGUUGCCUUGUAAAGUGGGGUGAUACAUCAUGUCCAAUUUGUCGUUAUGCUCAAACACCAGAACCACUUGCAGACAGUCACUGCAUGGAAUGCGCUGCCGGAACAAGCAAUGAAGCCUUAUGGAUUUGUUUAAUAUGUGGUCACAUUGGAUGUUCUCGUUAUCAUCAGGGACAUGCAUUUGAACAUUAUCGUGAUACUCAUCAUUGUUAUGCAAUGCAAUUAGGUAACAAUCGUGUAUGGGAUUAUGUUGGUGAUAAUUUUGUUCAUCGUUUACUACAAGAUAAAGAUGGCAAGAUGGUGGAGGGAGGACAAACAGCAACAAAAAAUGAAGGUGCAGCUAUGGAAGAGAAAGUUGAUUCAGUUCAGUUAGAAUUUACAUAUUUAUUGACAUCUCAGCUUGAAACACAGCGGCAAUAUUUCGAAGAAAAGUUUAAUCGACUAGAACAACGUUCUUUAUCAGAGAGUACAGAAUUAAGAGAAAAGUUAAGUCAAUUAAUGGAAGAAAAUACAAAGUUUAAGGAGCAGUUUACAUCAUUUAAUAGAGAAAAACAAUCUUUGGAAAAACGCCUACAACAUACUACAACUAAAUUAACACAAGUUCAAUCUGAACUAAAAGAGGAAAAGGAAUUAAGAUCAUCUCUUCAAAUUAACCAAACAACAUGGCAAACAAAAUAUAAAGAAUUACAAGAAGAACUAUCAGAAUUAAAAACUGCAAAAGAAUCUGAAGUAAGAGACUUGCAAGAACAAGUACGAGAUUUUAUGUUUUAUUUUGAAGCUCAAAAACAAAUUGAAAAUUCUGCAAAUAGAGAUGAGAUAGCUGCUGGUCAAAUAGUUAUUGCACCAAGUCCUAGUGGUAGCAAAUUGAAAGGUUCUCGUUCUUCAAAAGGUCACAAAAGGCAUUAAUAUUAUCGUGAAAAAAAUUGUAACAUUUAUUACCAAAAUGCAAGCGCAAGGUGUGAUUAUUUAAUAAAUAAGAUUAAAUAUAUUAUAUUUGUAACUGAAAUCAGAAUUUAGGUUAUCAAAUGAAAUAAUAAUUUAAUAAAAAAACCCAUUGAA
Vespa crabro (European hornet) is the source of this 2052-nucleotide messenger RNA. Its product is annotated as BRCA1-associated protein. Lineage: Eukaryota; Metazoa; Arthropoda; Insecta; Hymenoptera; Vespidae. The transcript has 6 exons. Gene Ontology annotation, molecular function: nucleic acid binding; ubiquitin protein ligase activity; zinc ion binding. The record is from RefSeq and is a predicted model, not a curated record. Gene Ontology annotation, biological process: Ras protein signal transduction; protein ubiquitination. The coding region runs from base 199 to 1899 and encodes 566 amino acids. Gene Ontology annotation, cellular component: cytoplasm.